Platichthys flesus (European flounder) is the source of this 1788-nucleotide messenger RNA. It is a transcript of the gene oser1, whose product is annotated as oxidative stress responsive serine-rich 1. The record is from RefSeq and is a predicted model, not a curated record. Bases 367 to 1461 code for a protein of 364 amino acids. Gene Ontology annotation, biological process: cellular response to hydrogen peroxide. Lineage: Eukaryota; Metazoa; Chordata; Actinopteri; Pleuronectiformes; Pleuronectidae. The transcript is spliced from 4 exons.
CGUCAGCAGCGCUGUUGCAGAGUCACUGUUGUAAACAAGAGGCCGCGAGCACUGCGCGUCCCCGUGGACGUUGACGGCUCAUAUCAGUUUUAAUAAAUCUGCGACACGGGUCCUGACGGUCACGCGCACUGUUUUCCUCAGAACACGGUUUUCCUCGUGGUUGUUUUUUUAACAGACGUUGUGACUUGUUAGCAUCUGCAGCUAGCAUCUCGCUCCCGUUAGCAUUAGCCGUUAGCCUCCCUGGCUACCAGACCUCCGCGGGCCUGCAGCGGGGGACACGCUCUUUAUGCCCAGAGGACAUCUUUCUCUCCAGCGACCAGGAGACCGUGAACCCUGGGUGGCUGGUCAGAGCAGCCUCCUCCCACCAUGGAGGCAGGAGGGACGGACCGUGAGGAGGAAACUCUGCAGACAGCGUUUAAGAAGCUCCGGGUCGAUGCUGAGAGCAUGCCCGGAGCUGUGAGUGUGUCCGAGGCGCUGGUUCCCAGAGCGGCACCGCGACCUUGUCUCGACACCAGCGGAGCAAAGCCCAAGCUCAGCUGCCCCAAGGACAACUGGCACGGCUGUAUGAGGAAAACUUCCAGAGGAGCAUCCAGAACCCAGCGGCGCCGGAGGUCCAAGUCCCCCAUCCUCCACCCCCCGAAGUUCAGCUACUGCAGCACGGCCACGGCCUCUGCACUGUCGCCCUCUAGUGGCUGCCUGAAGCACCAGCGCCUGGCUGUGCCGGAGCCCGUGGAGCUUCGUCCUGCGGUCGACAGCAGAUCCGCCUCCUCCACAGCUCUCCCCGCCCAGAAAGAGCUCAGGUCUCCAGGCUCACCCGGCCACAUCUCUGCCCUGGUUUUUGGAUCGUGUGCCGGUUACGAGUCACGUGUUGGAGCCGUGGUUUCCUCGCCAUCUUCACAAGAGAUCCCCAGCCUCAUCAAUCCAGUCGUAGAGCCGGAGGGGGCAAACUGUGGAGACGCCCAGUCGAGCGAGGAGGAGAAAAGUGCCUGUGGCGGAGCGGCGUCUGGAGCAGGAGCCUCUCUGAGAUCCGGACCCGCUGAGGCCGCGGACUUCCGAGCCUUAUCGGAGCUCCACUGCUCUCCAGACGGCGCCCACCCGCCCUGCUGCUGCGCCCAGAAGGAAAGCCCAGAUUCACCAGAGCAGAGCCAGGGCGCUGCCAGCCAGUGCCGAUGCCAGUCGCAUCCUCAGGGCCUGCAGGGCGUGGAGGUGUAUUCCUUCACCGGGCUCCGCAAUGUCAUCUCGGAGUGUGAGCGGAGCCUGCCGGGCCACGGCGACGCCCCCAGAACUGUCAGCACCAACAGUAACGCAGCGUCGUCGGCAGGCUCCUCCCCCCGCUCCUGUUCGGAGCAGGCGCGCGGUUACGUCGAUGACAUCACAAUAGAUGAUCUUUCUGGCUACAUGGAGUAUUAUCUUUACAUCCCCAAGAAGAUGUCCCACAUGGCGGAGAUGAUGUACACUUAGAGGAGUCACUAAAGAUUAUUAUUAUAUCAAAAGAGUUAAGAGGAUUUUUCUUUGAAUGUCGCUGCAGGAGAGUUUCACUCGUUGUUUUAUUUCUGUUUCUCUGUCGUGCUGCAUCGAUUAAUUACUUUCUGGUCUUUUUUUAAUUUAAUUCUUAAUUAACAUAUGAAGUUGCCAAAGCUCUUGGUCGUGCGGACGGAGAGAGCGGUAGAAGUUUACCAACGUGUGACGACGAGUGUGAUGAUGUUUGUGGUGUUGUGACCUCAGGAGUCACAGGUCUGGAUUUCAUUUCCUUCAAUAAAGACUCAAAAUGUUUUUGUUGGAAAACCC